AUGAGUUGGAUGCCAAAAAGCCCUCGAGGAUCUCGAGAAGUAUUGAAAGCAAUUCAUGUCACAUUCUAUCCACCAAAGCUUACCCUUGAAAUCGAACAGAAUGGCGAAAUCGCAAACCACGAACUCGAUUUACAAUCUCUUGAUUCCACUACAAACUUAGAGACGCUUGCCGACCAAAUCAUCGCAGAAGAAUCUAGUCUUAAGCCCAAACACAGGGCCAAGCUUAUUCAAACUCUAGAGUCAAUGGUUAAGAUGCAAGGAAUAGAAUACAACACAUAUGUUUUAGCAAGAAUUAUCAAGGCUCACGAGAUGCCUCUUACAGAUUGCUGUUUCAACAAGAUGGGUGGGCUCUUCGCCACAGCAUCUAACGAUAAAACGUGCCGCAUCUGGGAUACGCUCAGUGGCAAAGAGCUUCACUGCUUAAUGGGCCACAAGCAGACAGUCAACGUCUGCUGCUUCAAUAACCCAAUUGGCGACCUUCUUGGCACAGGAUCCGCGGAUAAAACGAGCAAAAUCUGGAAAGUAGGAACAGGUGAAUGCCUUUACACAUUUACAGGCCAUACAGAUCAAGUUAUCAAUAUCAAGUUCGAAAACGAAACAAAAACUUUUGCAUCUUCAUCAUCUGACCAUACCGUUCGUUUAUACGAUUUAACGACAGGCCAAUUCCAUACCGAGCUUCUUGGCCAUACAGACAUCGUCCCGCAUAUCGAGUUUUCCAACGACGGCGAGAUAAUUCUUACAGGAUCGUUCGAUAACACGGUCAAGCUCUGGGAUAUCCGUUCCGGCAGCGAGAUCUCCUCCCUCAACGGCCAUACCGACGAUAUCUUCGCCGCCCACUUCGACUUCCCGUGCAACAAAGUCCUUUCCGCCUCCCAAGAUGGCACAGCACUUAUUUGGGACUUGAGGACGAACCAGGCCAUCGCUAUCAUGGACGGACACGGCGGCGGCUGCACAGAUGCAUGCUGGUCGGCCGACGGAAACUACAUCGCGACUGGCGCAGGAGAUGCCGUUGCAAGGAUAUGGGAUAUUGACGGAAAGAAGUUGUUUGACUGCAGAGGACACACAGGAGAAAUAAACAGAGUCAUGUUCAGUCCGCAGAGCACGAGAUUGCUCACAGCAUCAGUUGAUAACUCGUGCAAACUCUGGGAUACAUCAACAGGCUUGUGCGUUGAUACAUUGAAGAGCCACACAAAUGAAAUUGUCUGUGCUGCAUUCAACUACUCUGGAAAGUACAUCAUCACUGCUUCCCAAGAUAAUACAGUUAUUCAAUGGGAAGCUUCUAUCACUGAUCAUCGUUGUUAA
Trichomonas vaginalis G3 is the source of this 1302-nucleotide messenger RNA. RefSeq names its product U4 snRNA binding. The transcript has a single exon. Gene Ontology annotation, molecular function: protein binding. Bases 1 to 1302 code for a protein of 433 amino acids. The record is from RefSeq and is a predicted model, not a curated record. NCBI's taxonomy places the organism in Eukaryota, Parabasalia, Trichomonadida, Trichomonadidae.